AACAAACCAUGCACCGUGGAGAGGAAGUCUUUAGCGCGCGACACGUCUCGAGUUAGCUGUUAGUAACAUAAACCGCGCUAAUGAGGAGGAAUGGACAGAGAGGAGGACAGAGGGGACAGGAAGGUCCACGGCAGGACAGAGCCAGGAGCAGCUGAGGAGGCUCUGCGGCAGUGCCAGCUCAUCCAGGACUUGGUGGACAUCUGCACCUGUAGCCUGCGGACUCUCAGGACCACAUGCACCGCAGUCAACCACCUCACCCGGAACGAGAUCCGUACUUUAGAGGUGAAGCUGAGCCAGUACAUGUGGACUCAGCUUCAGUGGAGGCAGAGAGUCCCAGAGAGGGAGAGACUUGGAGCUCUGUCUGGAUACCCGAGACUGGAGGACUGGCUACUGACAGCUGACCUCACACCACAGUUCAUACAGAUUUCACCCAGUUGA
Plectropomus leopardus (leopard coralgrouper) is the source of this 438-nucleotide messenger RNA. The record is from RefSeq and is a predicted model, not a curated record. Lineage: Eukaryota; Metazoa; Chordata; Actinopteri; Perciformes; Serranidae.